GAGCCAAUCACAAAGCUGCGUGACCAUUGACGGAUUUCCGAAUCAACCGUAGCAGAAAAGCCAAUACUUUGUUUACGUACCGCCGGAUCGCCGCUGACAGCCGCAGCAGAGCACAAGAGCCUGCGCGCCUCGUCUGGUUGGUUGUGGCUUCGGAAACUUUGAGCUAAGUCUGGACUAUGGGGGUGUUCUGCUGAAUGAAGCAGAGCCGCUGAAUGCCGACGGGAGGAUGAACUCCAUAACCGGUCGGGUCCUCUCUAUUGCCCCCGCUUCUUCUGUCACCAACUCUGGAGCCUCAUCCUCUCGAGCCUUGCACGUUGAACUCACAUCCCAGCAGAGACGGCUGCGUCAUCUACGGAGUAUUGCUGCCAGGAACAUAGUCAACAAGAAUGGCUCUCCUCUGCUGGACACGUAUUUCACCCUCCACCUCUGUGUAGGGGGUCGCAUCUCUAGAGAUUUUUACAAAAGUGAAGUCAUUCGAGACUCCCUGAACCCAACCUGGCGGAGCCUGGACUUUGGCAUGCUCCCAGACUUACUGGACACAUCAGUGUCUUGCUUCAUGGUCAGGAUCUGGGGGGGCCAGAAGGAACAGUACCACCUCCUUAUUGAAUGGAAGGUCAAUCUAGAUGGACUCCGAUACACAGGACAGCAGAUUCGUUCCAGAAAUCCGAAUGAGAUCAUAUUUGGGUUGAAUGAUGGCUACUACGCCGCUGACUUUGACCGCAAGGAUCAGUCAGAGCAGAAGAACUACAGCCUUCUUCAGGUAGACCAGAGUUCAGUCAGGAACUCCUACAGCGUUUUCUCUUUGCUCAGGCUUCACACAGCACAGAAAGCCAUCAAGCAGACUCAAGUGACUGUGCAAAAGAUUGGGAAGGAAAUAGAAGAACGACUGAGGACGACGGCAACCUGCACGGAUCGGAAGAAGGAGCGGGAGUGUAUGCAGCUGCAUAUAGCGGUGCUGCGCUGCGAGCUGCAGAGACAGAGGAAGGCGCUCGCCAGAGAAAUUGACAUUCGACAGAAAGACAGACUACAACUGCAGAAAAAAGAUGAAGAGUUUUUAGUGAAGCAACAGAGUCUUAAAGAGGAAAGAGACUCUUUAACCAGCAUGCAGAAGGAGUGCACUGCCAAAAGAGAGCAGUUCCUCAAGUCAAACGCCCAGCUGACCUUCCGCUGUCGUCAGCUCCUUUCUGAGCUCUCGUACAUCUACCCCAUUGAAAUGGUCAACCAGUCAGAUUAUGUCAUCUGUGGAGUCAAACUGCCAAACUCUGAGGACUUUCAAGUGAAAGAUGAUGGGAGUGUUGCAGUCGCCCUGGGUUACACAGCACACCUGGUCUUGAUGAUCUCGUGCUUCCUACAGAUUCCUCUCCGGUAUCCAGUGAUCCAAAAAGGCUCACGCUCCUCUAUCAAGGACACCAUUACUGACAGACUCUCGGAGAGGGAGAGAGAAUUCCCUUUGUAUCAUCGAGGAGAACGGUUUCAUUUUGAAUACGGCGUCUACUUACUGAACAAGAACAUUGCACAGCUGAGAUAUCAGCACGGCCUGACCACUCCAGACCUGCAGCAGACUCUGCCCAACUUGAAGAACUUCCUGGAACAUGGCUUGAUGGUGCGAUGCGACAGACAUCACAUCUCCACCUCAAUCCCAGUGCCCACCAAGUCCCAGCUGGGUGUGUCCGCCGUCUCGGAAAUCAGCUACUCUGGCCACACCAGCCCCCCCGACCGAGGGCUGAGAAAAAGGGCGAGCUCGGAGGCCGAGGCCCAGCCAAAGCUCAAGCCGGCCCCUUCCUCCAGCUACAACACAGCCAGUGAGGUGCAGCCCCCGCCUCCGACGGGCUCCAAAGACCUGCCCUCUCCUCUGGAAACCACUGUGGUCACACUGAAGCAGGCUGAUGCUUCAGAGGCCAGGAAGAGGGACCAGGAAGAAGGGGGCGGGGUCAAACCCAAGAAGGAGACUGAAGCGGACAAGGAGCACGUAUCUGAAGAGCAGCAACACAGCCCCACCUCUGCAUCCACCUCCUCCACAACACAAAAAGUCAGCACAGUCCAGAACAUGAGUGUGACAAAUGGCUCCGUAGUACCGGGACAGGCACCCGUCAGUGUGGUCUCAGAACUGUGUUGUUCUGUGGAACGGGCCGAGGAGAUCAUGGGCACAGAGGCCACCAGCUUGGGCCUGGGCUUGGGCCUGGGCCUGGGGUUAGGCUUAGCGGAUGGAGGCCGGCCUGAAGACUACCGCUGCAUCCCUGUGGAGCACGCAGUGGCUGUGGAGUGUGACGACCACGUGUUGGGCGAGCUGGACGUGGCGGGUUUAGAAGAGUUCUCUAGGCGCAUCUAUGCACUGAACGAGAACAUGUCCAGCUUCCGCCGGCCGCGAAAGAACUCUGAUAAGUGAGACAGAGGCACUGAGGUGAAAGCAACCGAGGGAGAGCGGGAGAUUUGAAAGUGAGACUGAAAAACGGGGACCGUUGGCUCCCUGCCUGCAGGAUCACAGUUCUUACUGGCUGUUUUGCACUUACUGUAAGCAUUUCCAUACUAAUCCUUUCAAUGAAAACAAUCCAAAGUUUCAACCAAGGGGCAGCAAGAUGAUAGUCAUGUUGAUUUCAGCAAUAUUGUUUGAACACAGAUUUCCUUAAAUCGUACAUGGAUUGGGCCCAUUAAAGCAUCAUGUUUAUUCAUGUGUUGUUGAUUGUUUUGACGUUGUAGGGGACCAUUAACACCACUCACCUUUAUUUUACUAUUCCUAACUGGAAGGUUCUUCUAAUCUUGGAUGUCGGCGAGCACUCCUCCUCUGCUGUGCUCUCCUGUUGAGCUGUUGUUUUUGUAGCUGGCGGUUCCAGCAUUUCCACAGUGGGUUGGUUUUUUUUUUACUUUUCAGGGUGCCUGCCGGUGAGCUUGUGCCGGAGACGUUAUUUGGACGUGUGUAUGUGUGGCACUGCACAACAGCAUGCAGUUAAAAUAAUCCCACCAAUGAGCUUUAAACACAGCGGGGUUUGUUUUUACAAAGUGAGGCGGCAGCUGGAACCAGUCACUCAGUCAGACUUCCAGUGCAAGACUCGUUUCAUCUCAUCCACUCGGACAGGCUGAGCUUUUCCCUCUUCUGAGGACGACAGGGGGGUUGGAUUACACACAAAAUGGCAGGGAAAUGGUGCAAUUGUGUCUUUAUCUUUCUUUUUUUCGUUUCCUCCAUCUCUAUCCAAUGUGUUUUCCUAAUUUCUAAUGUGUCGUCGUUCUUUACCUGUUCUCUGAUGUUGUGCGUCCUCGCCAGGUUGUUAAUGAGCGUCUUUAAUCCCAGUCUGUGAAUUAUGCUGGCGUCUCCCUGUUAACGCUUUCUUGCACUGAUGAUCUGUUAUUUUUUUUUUUUUUUGUAUUAUUUAUGUCUGUUCCAAUGAAAAUCAAUACAUAUUUUAUUCCUUAGCAACGUAAGUUGUCAGCGUUUGAGAGUUUUAUUUUAUUUUUAGGCUCUGUCGGUGAUCAGUGGUCCAGCUCCACCAUGAUGACGCGGCCCCUCCACUGACAUGUGGUUGCUGGGAAGAAAUGUAUUUAAAAAAAAAAUAAAAAAAAGAAUCAGUUCAGAUUGUUUCCAUAAACUGCUUUACAGUUCAGUGACCUUGUACAUAAACUUUUGUAUGGCAGACUUUUUUUGCUAUUAAAAGGUUUGCAGCUCAAAAGCUCAUGGUGGAUGUUCUGCCUG
Messenger RNA from Oryzias latipes (Japanese medaka), 3685 nucleotides. RefSeq names its product UV radiation resistance associated gene (gene uvrag). Gene Ontology annotation, cellular component: lytic vacuole; endosome. Gene Ontology annotation, molecular function: SNARE binding. The record is from RefSeq and is a predicted model, not a curated record. Gene Ontology annotation, biological process: SNARE complex assembly. Lineage: Eukaryota; Metazoa; Chordata; Actinopteri; Beloniformes; Adrianichthyidae.